AUGUCGGACAAGGCUUUGCGCGCUGGUGAGGAUGGCACGGAGAUCCGUAAUGCGCUUCGCAGCCUACAGCAAGAGCUGCGAGUCAUUCACAUCCUGUAUCACAGGAACAAGAACCAGCACCGCGUAGCUACAUGGUGGAAGCAGCUCAAUUCGCUUAAGCGCAGUGUGAGUCAGGUGGUUACAGUGACUAGUAAGCCGGUGCGCACAGAGGCAGAUCUGGAGGCGCUGGCAGGGUUGUUGCGGCGGUUUGCGGUGCGGCAGGCGCCGGCGAUGUACUACGAGUUUAACGGCGUGAUUGCGCUAGGACAAUUCGUGACGCUGGGAGUGGUGCUGGUGGCAGCGCUUGCGCGCGUUUGGGCACUGUACGGGCAGCUGCGUGAGGCUCUCGGGCUACUGCCAGUGCGGGCGGCACAGGCGGAGCGCGAGUGCGACGUUGCACCUACUGAAGAGAUCGGUGAAGAGGUGGCUGUGGCGGUGGCGGCGUCGCCGCCCGGCGCAGCCGCGCUGCCUGGCGGCAAGCGAAUCAAGAAGAAAAGCAAGAGCAAACGUUCUGCGAUCGACGACAUUUUCGGCUGA
Molecule: messenger RNA, 576 nt
Organism: Eremothecium gossypii ATCC 10895
Lineage: Eukaryota; Fungi; Ascomycota; Saccharomycetes; Saccharomycetales; Saccharomycetaceae
Gene: RMP1
Product: Rmp1p
Exons: 1
Coding region: 1-576 (191 amino acids)
Biological process (GO): maturation of 5.8S rRNA from tricistronic rRNA transcript (SSU-rRNA, 5.8S rRNA, LSU-rRNA); nuclear-transcribed mRNA catabolic process, RNase MRP-dependent
Cellular component (GO): ribonuclease MRP complex
Molecular function (GO): rRNA primary transcript binding
Source: RefSeq, marked provisional